This is a messenger RNA of Acanthopagrus latus (yellowfin seabream), 2184 nucleotides long. RefSeq lists its product as uncharacterized. Lineage: Eukaryota; Metazoa; Chordata; Actinopteri; Spariformes; Sparidae. The record is from RefSeq and is a predicted model, not a curated record. The transcript is spliced from 11 exons. The coding region runs from base 399 to 1463 and encodes 354 amino acids.
AACAAAAGAACUGCACUGAGCUGAGUUUAAAGGGAGGCUGAUGUUGGAAAUGUGUUGGCUUGUUGCUAAAGUUGAAAGCGCUGUUUUGAAAAGUAUUGCUGAGUUAAAAACAGGAAGUGUGGCAGUAAGAACUACAGUACCCACAAUGCAGCGGACUUCCUGUUUCCUGUCUCCAUUAUAGAAAGAAAUCACCGUAAUGUGUUGAAACAUUAACAUCUGUAAAUCUGGUAAACAUGAAGGCUUUUGCAUCAAUGUGGCUUUAAGGCUGUAAGUUCCAACACUUACACCCUUAAUACACAACUUAUGGGCAAAUACUGACUGUAGGAAGAUUGUAGGAAAAAAGAGUUGCGCUCACACACUCUGUCAAGGUGACUGACAUCGGGACACAGAACUUUACGAUGCCUCUCCUCACAGACAGACUGUUCCUUCAGCCUUCACUCAGAUGCCUCGGUGUCUUGGUAUACUUUCUUUUCCUGACGCACAUUUGUAAAGCAUCAGAUGCCACCUCCUGCCCUGUCCUCCGUUUACUGGGGAUUGCUGGAAAUGGAGGAGUGGAUUUAAAUUGUGUGUCUAAAGGCUGGCAGGAGGAAGCUCAGGUCAUUUGGCUGGACGGUGAGGGAAACCUCCUCUCUGCUGGACCUACAGAGACAGUCAGAGGUCCUGAUGACCUCUAUACUGUCAGCAGCAGAGUGACUGUGGAGAAGAGACACAACAACAGCUUCACCUGUAGAGUCCAACAGAACCACACCAACCAGACCAGAGAGGCACAGAUCUAUAUUGCAGAUGAUUUCUUUGUGGUCCAGUCCAGUUCUUCUUCUACCAUAAUUGGUCUGGCUGUUUUUUUGGCUGUUAGCAUCCUGUUUAAUCUGAUUCUUGGCUUUUUUGUGUGGAAAUACAAGACAAAGAGAAGCUCUAAAGAUCAUCGUGUUACUGCAGAAGAAACAGAGAGUAAGCCACUCAUGGAAAUGAAGGAAUUGAAAAAGGGAACAGCUGCAAGAACCAAACUAGAGGAGGACCUGCAGCAGAGGGAGGAAGCUGAGGCAAAAGUGAAGACCUGCAAAGAGGAGCUGGAGACCAAGAAGACUGAGCUGAGAAAGAAACAAUCUGAUCUGCAGCAGCUGGAUGAAGAGAAGAAGAAGAAGGAGAACGUGGAGAGACUGAAGGAACAUCUGGAGAACAAGAAGACAGAGGUGGAGCAAUUAGGAGCUGCACUAACCAAACCUUCUUGGUUUUCUCAAAGUUCUACAAAGGAGCAGCAGCAGAAGAAGAAAGACGCUGAAACUGAAGUGGAGAACCUGUUGAAGCAGCUGGAGACUGAACAGAUGGAAUUAGCCACCAAAACCAAACAGAUUAAUGACAAACAAGCUGAAGUCCAGCAGCUCCAGGAGGAGAUUCAGGAGAUGGAGACCAACCUGCAGAGCCUGAUGGAGCAGCUGGAGUCCAGAAAUGUGAAGGUUGAAUGAAACCAGAUGUGAACUGAAGCUCAAGCGUUAUCAGACACAGUUCUCCAGGGCAGACCGACACCAGCCUGGACCUUCAGGUUCUGACACUGGACACAACAUGGCUGCCAGACGAGCAGCUGAGACUCACAUGGCGACAUCUCUGAUCAGCUUAGUUUGAUAUUGUUUUAACACUCCAUGUCACCAUAGAGUCUUUAAUUCACAUGCAUGCAUUCUCACAACCUCAGUUCUUUAUUAUUAUUAUUUUUUAUUCCACUUCUCAAACACUCCCCUGUUUCUGUGUGUGUUGUCACUGGAUCAGAUAUGACUGUACAGAAACAGCUCCACUGAUCAUAUUCAUUGUUUUUUAUUAAAUAACUCUAACCCAUAAUAAGAAGAAUCCCAAAUGUAAUUUGUAACUUGUAACUUGUAUCUGAGAUUUUGGAUAUUCUGUGUUUGGUAUUGAAACUAAUGUAAACUGUUAAUGAAGAUGAAGAUUCCUCAGUUUUUUUAUUAUUGAUCUAUUUGUGUGUGUGUGUGUGUGUGUGUGUGUGUGUGUGUGUGUGUGUGUGUGUGUGUGUGUGUGUGCAUGAGUAGUUGUUAUACAUAAUAAAUAUAGAUAUAACAGUUUUGUGGUAAUGAAUUAAUAUUCAGUAAUAUAUGUACAUUAAGACUUUUUUAUAAUGUGUUGUGUAUAAAAUAUUUUGUUAUUUUUAAUACAAUUAAACUGUCUAAUGUGACUAAU